AUUUUUUAUUUUUUUAUCUUAUCAAAUUCUCAUAAGCUGUCUUUCGGCAAGUUGAAUGGGAAUUUGAUGGAGGUAACAUGCGCUCUUCAGAAAUGGACGGUAGAAGAGUGACAGCCACAAAUCCAAGUCUGUGUACCAGAUGCACCAAAAUCUUUCUCUCACAUAUUGUUAAAACUUUAUCCAAGGUUUCCAUAAAUAGGGGUCAUGGAGUGUUCAAACAAUGAUGCAACUUCCACAGACCCUCCCUCCUCUUCUCUCUCUCUCUCUCGCCCUCUCUCUCUCUCUCUAAGGUAGUCGUAAAAGCAUCAAGAAACUAAGUGUUUCAUACGCGAUCGUUUGAUCAAUUAUCUUUCCUUUUUCUUUCUACAUCCAUCAAGUAUAUAUCUUUCCCCUUUACCGCUUGUUAUUUACCCUUAAGAAUGGAUUCAUCCAAACACUUGUUUGUAGAAGGAUCUGGCAGCAGUGAAUCUGGGUGGACACUGUAUCUUGUUUCUCCACCACGCGAAGACAAUGCUGAAUUAAGUGACGGUAACGGCCAUGCUAACAGCGAUCGUCAUAGUGAUGAUUUCAAUGACAAAGACGAUAGCGAUGAUUCGAUGGCCUCGGAUGCUUCUUCUGGGCCAUUUCAUGUUGAAAACACUUGCAAGAAUGGUGGCGAUGCCAGUGGCCUAGCUCGUUUCAAGCAUGGCAAGAAGUGUGAAUGCACUAGAAAGUGUUCUACAAGGGAGGGAGCAAACAAACAGGAGACAGAAAAUGAUGAAACCAGCAGGAAAGGAAAGAAAGAGGAAUCCUCUAUGAGCCCGAAUAAAAGUGCCGCUAGUUAAUUAAGGAACUGCAAUUUGAGUAGAUUGAUGGUAGUACUUGAACUGCUACUUGAAUUUUUGUUUCAAUCAUGUACUUAAUAAUAUGAUAUUAUAUAUAUAAUGUAAUGAUGAGAUAAAAACGGGACACAUAUGUUUGC
Messenger RNA from Malania oleifera, 961 nucleotides. Its product is annotated as protein SOB FIVE-LIKE 3. The transcript has a single exon. The coding region runs from base 420 to 824 and encodes 134 amino acids. Gene Ontology annotation, biological process: cytokinin biosynthetic process. NCBI's taxonomy places the organism in Eukaryota, Viridiplantae, Streptophyta, Magnoliopsida, Santalales, Ximeniaceae. The record is from RefSeq and is a predicted model, not a curated record.